AUGGACAAUCUAAUCACAGCCAAGACCGUCAGCUCUGGAGGAGGUGUUGGAGGAAGUAGCAAAGAUGGUCUUUCUCUGAGCGCAGGUGGGUCAGGUGAGAGAGCUGCGUCCAGAGGCUCUGGUAGCACGAGCAGCACAGUUCUGAUCACAUCCAGCAGCUCCCACACUGCCAGCUCUGGUGGAUCCGAGGCCAGCAAGGGUACUGGGGGCAUCAGCAUCUCCACUCUAGGAGCCUCCUCUGCUGUAUCCUCAGGUGGAGGGAGUUCAGCAACUGCAGGGGGCUCAGGAGCAGGAGCAGGGGGAGGUGGAGGUGGAGGAAAAAGGGAAGGAGGUUUAGGUGCUGUGACAGUUUCGACAGUGACGAAGACCAGCUAUGCUGCAGGAGGAUCUGGUGAAGUGAAGAGAGGUUCGUCCUCAGGAGUCACCUAUUCGCCUGUUGUAAAGGAUAGAGGAAGCAUGGUCAUCACAGCAGCAGCUCUCGCAGAUGUCUUUGAUGAGAGUUCAAGUACAAACUCCUCUCCAGAGUACCAAAGGAAGGAGUACGGCACUUCAACUUCUGCCACCAGAGGGAGAGCUCAGAGCAGAGAGAGCGAGAUCAGAGCCAGGCUCCAGAGUGCUUCUCCUACAGCUUGUUGGACGGAGCUGGAUGACGUGAAGCGUUUGCUGAGAGGAAAGCGAUCCACCAGCACCAGCCCCUCUCGCUCCCCUAACAACACGCUCCCCAUCCCCAAGAAGGCCAGCGUGGAAACCAGGACCAUGUCUGAGAGCUCCAGCACAGAGCAAUAUGGCAGUAUCUGGUCUGGAGGUGUGAGCAGUGGCUACAGUUACAAUACCAACCCCAACAACCUGUCCGCUACCUCCACACUUUACACCUCAGGAGUGCAGAACAACCUGACACUCAGCUCUCCCUCCAUGAGCAGCGGACUAUCUGCCAGCAGCACUGUUCCUAUGUAUGGUGUUCAGAAUAAUCUGGCAACUACCAGCCCCAUGGUGCUCUCUCCCACUGCAACCAACACACAAAUGGUUUAUGGUGUGCAGAAAAAUGUAGCUGGAACUGCAAUCAGCCCAACCACAGUGAGACCCAGCAGUCCCAUUAAUGACGAGUCCUCAGGCAAAGACUUUAAAUUUGUGCUGAUAGAGAAGGAGAACGCUCCUGUGAAGAAGGAGACGGAGCGGCUCAUCAUGACCAAAGACACGGGGAAACAGUUCAUGUCUGCUGCACCUGCUACUGCAUCUGGUAUCUUUUCUGGGGACUCACUACAGAGAGAGAAACAGAAGCUAUCAUCCAGCACGAUGGACGAAGGAACAGAUGCUAAAUCUGCGACCUUAAAAGUUGCCACAAAAGACAAAGCCACCUAUGCAGAGAUCCGUAAAGACGAGUCCGGCUUCAGCUUCUGCUCCUGCUGCAGCUGGUGGAAGUGGCUGCUCGGCCUCCUGCUCAGCCUGCUCCUCCUCCUCGGACUCCUCUUUGGACUCAUCGCUCUUGGUGAAGAAGUGAAACGUCUUAAAAACCGUGUUGAUGCUCUGGAAGCCAUCACCGGCACUGCGUCCGCCCGUUCCAGCCGCUUGUCCUCCUCUGGCAUCAACAUCAUCGACCCUCUGGACUCGUCAUACAUCGAGAGGAGUUCUUCUGGGUCUACACUGACCCGCUCUGACAAUACCAUUAACCUGGGGGCUACUGGGGCAGGGGGAGGCGCAGCAGGCGGAUCAGGACAGGACAGUGCUGCCCUGCAGAGAGCUGUUCAGCAGCUGGUCAGGGCUGAACUCCGCUCGGAUGCUUUAAGAGAUACACUUGCAUACUCACUAAAAGGGGAGAAAGGAGAUCCAGGACCUAAAGGUGAUGCAGGGUUUCUUGGACCAAAAGGUGAAAGCGGCUUUCCUGGCCUGCCAGGCCCUCCUGGGCAGAUGGGUCACCCAGGAAUGGAAGGACCAAGAGGACCAAAGGGAAGCACAGGGGAAACAGGUUCUGAGGGCCCACCGGGCCAGAGGGGCCGGGAUGGAGCAAUGGGCCCCCGUGGAGAGACUGGACCACCAGGUUUUGGAGAGAAAGGAGACAAAGGAUCUCAAGGUGAGGCAGGACGUCCUGGUCCUGCUGGUGCUACUGGACCUGUGGGGCCGAAAGGUGUCAUGGGAGAGCAGGGUAUAUCAGGAAGGCCUGGUGUUCCCGGCAUUAAGGGUUUCCAGGGUGAAGCAGGAGCUCCAGGACCAAAAGGUGAUCGAGGAACACCAGGGCAGCCAGGAACCAAAGGAGAUCAGGGAGAGAGGGGACCACGUGGACCAGCCGGUGAACCAGGUCAACCUGGACCACCUGGCCCUGCUGGACCAAUGGGAUCUAAAGGAAUUUCAGGUGAAACAGGUCCGAUGGGACUUCCUGGUGUGAGAGGAUCCCCUGGAGUUCCUGGAGAUGCUGGUCCCCCAGGUGAACCAGGAUCACCUGGUAAAAUUAUCGCGCCAGCUGGCUCCAAUACAGUGGCCUUACCUGGACCACCAGGGCCUUCUGGGCCUCCAGGUCCUGCUGGAAACCCUGGUUUGUCUGGUCCCAUUGGCCCCGCUGGAGUCCCAGGACAACCUGGAGAAAAGGGAGACCAAGGAGAGAAAGGAGAAAAGGGAGACCAAGGAAAACCUGGAGAGCCUGCGAGUGUUACGGAUUCAGAAACUGUCACUGCCACCCAAACCAAUAAACUUUCAUCAGUGGCUGGAUUGCCUGGCCCACCAGGCCCUCCAGGACCUCCCGGAGCACCUGGUCCUCAAGGUCCUUCUGGCGAGUAUAAACAGGGUCCUCCAGGCCGCAAAGGACCUGCAGGAGAGCCAGGUAUAGGUUUACCUGGAAGUCCAGGGGAAAAAGGAGAACCUGGCAGCUUUGUGCCCACCUCAGAUACCUUCUUUGCUGGACCACCAGGACCACCAGGACCUCCAGGCCCGAAAGGUUCAGGAGGUGACCGAGGACCACAAGGGUACCAAGGUCAACCAGGUCAACCAGGUCUUCCAGGGAGUCCAGGGGAACCAGGUGCUGGUUUUCCAGGUCAGCCUGGACCUAGAGGGCCUGAGGGUCCACCAGGCCCAGAGGGGCCGGAGGGGCCAGAGGGGGCACAAGGACCUAAAGGCGAUGCAGGAGUCCCUGGUGCCCCAGGAACUGCUGAAUUUUUGUUUUCAGGCGGCUCAUUCGCUCCUGGAGGCCAAGGCCCACCUGGACCACCGGGACCACCUGGUCCACCUGGAAGAGAUGGAACUGGAUCUGGAUCAUCUGAUGUGGGCCCGUAUAUUGCAGAAUACCUUCAGAGUAGUGGCAUCAGGCAGUACCUGGCUGGACCUCCUGGGCCUCCUGGUCCUCCAGGGGCCCCAGGGUCUUCUGGGGGCGCAGGGCCUGCUGGGGAUGGGCUCGUGGAUGAUGUGGCCAACCGUGUUAUUGCCUACAUGCAGAGGACUCCUGGUGCCCCUGGUGCCCCUGGUCCUCCAGGCCCACCAGGCUCCAUCUCUGUCAAUGAUAUCAUCAACCUAUUACAACGAGAGGACGUAAGGAGAUAUGUUGCUGGUACUCCUGGUCCACCAGGACCUCCUGGAGCUCCAGGCGGCCAAGGCAGUUACAUCAACACCCAGGAGGUGGCUAACCGUGUCCUUUCCCUCAUGAAUGAGAGAGGGAUGGUCGGUAUCCCUGGACCCCCGGGUGUUCCUGGUAUACAAGGUCCACCUGGACCAGUAGGUCCACCUGGACCAGCAGGAUUUGCGAACUAUUACAGUUCAGACAUAAGUGACUACCUGCAAAGUGUCGCCUUCAGAGGCCCUCCUGGCCCCUCUGAUCGAAUCCAGGGACUGGUUUCCAAUGCUGAGCAUGCCAACAGAGAGGAAUUGAAAACAGAAACACAACCAUACAUCAGGAGUGACAUUUUAAGAGAAUCUAUGUUUGGACGUCCUGGUGCACCAGGCCCCCCUGGACCCCCUGGACACAAGGGAGAGCCAGGUUUAUCCGGCGACUACUCCAGUAUGGCUGUCAAAGUAACUGAUUACAUUAAAUCUCACGGUCUGCUCCGUGAUGUUGUGAGGGACUCUGAACGUCAUGUUCAAGGACCUCCAGGACCUCCUGGCCCUCCCGGACACAGCCAGUGGGUUAGUUCCCCUGAAAAUGUCGUGGAUGUGGUGGAAUACAUCAAAUCCCGUGGUGUGCUACACGACAUUGUGAAGGAAUACAACAGUUAUGUCUUCCAAGGACCUCCAGGACCACCCGGCCCUGCAGGUCCCCCUGGACACAGCCGGUGGUUUGGUUCCCAUGGAAAUGCCACAGAUCUGUUGGAAUACAUCAAAUCUCAUGCUCUGCUAUGUGAUUUCGAACCAAACCACAAUAAAUGCGCCACCCUCGGAGCAGUGGGACCACCUGACCCCUAGAUACCCCACAGAUACUGCUGAUUGUUUGGUUCGCACACGAAUGCCACUGAUUCAGUGAAAUUCAUAUCAACACAUGGAGCCGUUGUAGGACCACCUGGGAGACCAGGACAGAAAGGGGACGUGGGAUUCCCGGGACCAAAAGGAGAGAGAGGUGAACAAGGCCUUCCUGGGCGAGAAGGACAAAAAGGUGACAGAGGAGAAUUCGCUCUGACGACUAAAAGGAGGAGGAGGAGGGACGUUGGUGUUUAA
Molecule: messenger RNA, 4629 nt
Organism: Centropristis striata (black sea bass)
Lineage: Eukaryota; Metazoa; Chordata; Actinopteri; Perciformes; Serranidae
Product: collagen alpha-1(XVII) chain-like
Exons: 51
Cellular component (GO): basement membrane
Source: RefSeq, a predicted model, not a curated record